Messenger RNA from Gavia stellata (red-throated loon), 2017 nucleotides. RefSeq names its product gamma-glutamylcyclotransferase (gene GGCT). Bases 1 to 705 code for a protein of 234 amino acids. The transcript has 5 exons. Gene Ontology annotation, molecular function: gamma-glutamylcyclotransferase activity. The record is from RefSeq and is a predicted model, not a curated record. NCBI's taxonomy places the organism in Eukaryota, Metazoa, Chordata, Aves, Gaviiformes, Gaviidae.
AUGACGCGACAGGGGGCGCGGCGCGGCGGCGGCGGCCAAUGGCGGGCGGCCCCGCUCGGAGGCCCCGCCCAGGCAGCCGCCGGCGGGAGGGGGGCGUUAAAGCGGCGGCGCGGCGGGGCCGGGCUGGGUGCGGGCCGAUGGAGUCGGGCGGCGGCACGAAGUGGGGGGGGCGGUGGCUGCUUCCUGUACUACGCGUACGGCAGCAACCUGCUGCAGGAGCGGCUGCUGCUGAGCAACCCCUCGGCGGCGCUCUGCGCCGUGGCACGCCUGCAGGAUUUUAAGCUCGAGUUUGGCCAUCAUCAAGGCAGGACAAGUUCUGUCUGGCAUGGAGGUACAGCUACCAUUGUUCAGAGCCCUGGAGAUGAAGUAUGGGGAGUACUGUGGAAAAUGAACACUAGCAAUUUAAGUUCACUGGAUAAGCAAGAGGGAGUUGAAGAUGGCAUUUAUGUCCCAAUAGAAGUUGAUGUCCACACUCAAGCAGGAAAGGUACUGACCUGUCGAAGCUACCAGAUGAAGGACUAUGUCUGUGGUCGCCCUUCUCCUCAGUAUAAAAAGGUUAUCUGCAUGGGUGCAAAACAGAAUGGCUUGCCAGCUGACUAUCAGAAGAAUUUAGAAGCUAUUGAAACCAAUAACUAUGCAGGACCGGUGCCAAUCAUGGAAGAGAUUGAAGCUGCUAUUAAAGCAAAGAAAAUAAAUUCUGCAUAGAAUACCUCUGCACUUGCUUGGCCAUUCACCUUGAUUUAGAUACCUCUCCUCAUUGUGCUGAUCAGCAGUUUCUUUAUUUAUCAAGAAAAGAUGAGUUUGCUGUGCAUCUACAGUAAGCCAUUAGACAUAAUUUGCAGUCUGAAGACACACUGACAUUGGUAACUUCUUUGCUUUGUAUGUAUAGCUUGAGUACAUGCUGAAGUUUUUGCAGAUUUAGAAAUUAUAUUUCUGUAAUUGUCAUGCAGUGCUGCAUGCAAAUUUGUGCUUAGUGUCCUGUUUACUGACACUGUAAAGACAAAGGCUAUCUUGAUGAGUAUUGGCAUCUGUUGCCUUCUGAGGAAUAGGGCUGCAGGAUCAGGCCCUUUGUUCUUAAAUGUUGUAUACACAAGUAUCAAGAAUUUCAAAAAUUUGUUAUAUGCAAAUAGGCUCAAAACUCUUAAACCAAGACUAAACUUCUUCCUCUGCUGCUUCUCUCAAUGGUUUAAAGCCCAACCUAUCUGAAGCUAUGGAGUUCCUUUUUCUGUUUAUAUAGUUAAGAAAGAAAAGUAAUAUUUUUUUAACUAUCUCCAUGUUUUUAAGUGUUAGUCAAAAAGGCAACCCAGGCCUGAAGACAACAUUCAGCAAAGGAUCUCAUUCAAAGCAUAAUGGCCUCUUCCUUUCUAUGUCUAGUAAUCAUCAUAGGUGAACUGGUUAGCUAUAACCAACAGAUUUUAAAUAAUACAUUUUAGUUAGAUAAUUCCAAGGUUUUUUAAAAUUACCUUUUUGACUGGCUUGUUUAUCUAGGCCUUGGUCUCAUGUCCAGUGAAGUCUCCUGUGAGUCCUAGCGCAUUUGUUUCAUGGUUUUGUCUAUUAAAUCUCAGAUGACUAGACUUGGCCUCUUUUUUCCCCACAGCUUUGACAAUCUCCUGCAAAACUGGAAGCUGUUGUAAGGUUUAGAGUACUUCUCUUCAUGGUGCUUGGCAACCCCUGUAGUUAGUCUGUAGGGGACAAGGAAAAAUUGGCAACCUGGAAGAUGUCAAACAACUGAACUUUGGCUUAUCAUCUGUACAGCAUUUUUGGGGGUUUUUUUCUUGAUGUACAGAGGGGUGUAAGAUAUAAUCAGUGUCACUGUGUGACUGCUUAGAUAAACAAAUGACAAAGUAACAGACUUACCAUGUCUUCUCUGCAUAAAAUUUUUCUGUAAACUUCUGCCAGGGAUGUAUGGGUGCUGUCCUGAUGUCAUAUGCCCUUUUCCAGAGCUGGGCAUGGUACUUUCUGUAUAACCACUGUCUAGUCUGAAACUGAGUAAAUAAAACUGCGAUUACCAAACCUC